AGACGCCCCCGCGGCCCCGCAGCUCCCAGACGCCUCCGCGGCCGCCUCAGCUCCCAGACGCCUCCGCGGCCCCUCAGUGGGCCGUGGCCAUGGUGCGGGGCAGCGGGCUGCGACUCCGGCAGUAUGGAAACUUCAUCGAUAACCUGAGACUCUUCACCCAAGGAGGAACUGGGGGGAUGGGUUACCCACGAUUAGGCGGAGAAGGUGGGAAAGGGGGUGACGUAUGGGUUGUGGCCCAGAAGGGAAUGACCUUGAAGAAAAUAAAAGACCUGUAUCCCCAAAAACGGUUCGUGGCAGAAAGAGGAGCGAACAGUCAGGUUCGGGCAUUGAAAGGUCAGAAAGGAAAGGACCGAGCCAUCCCUGCCCCUGUGGGCAUAUCAGUAACUGAUGAAAGCGGCAGAGUUAUUGGAGAACUCAACAAAGACAAAGACAAAGUUCUGGUAGCUCAAGGAGGUCUUGGUGGUUGCUUGCUUUCAAAUUUCCUACCCCUGAAAGGCCAGAAAAGGAUUAUUAACCUUGAUUUAAAGCUGAUAGCCGAUAUAGGCCUAGUGGGAUUCCCAAAUGCUGGAAAAUCUUCUUUGCUGAGUAAGGUGUCACACGCCCACCCUGAGAUUGCAGAUUACGCGUUUACCACAGUAAAACCUGAAUUGGGGAAGAUCAUGUUCCCAGACCACAAGCAGAUCUCAGUGGCCGACCUUCCGGGUUUGAUUGAAGGAGCGCACAUGAACCGAGGGAUGGGUCAUCGGUUCCUCAAGCACGUGGAGAGGACGAAGCAGCUUCUCUUUGUGGUUGACGUCUCUGGAUUUCAGCUCUCGUCCCAUUCUCCGUUCAGAACUGCCUUUGAAACGAUCGCUCUGCUCACCAAGGAAUUGGAGCUGUACCAGGAGGAACUCCAGGCAAAGCCCUCACUUCUUGUGAUCAACAAAAUGGAUUUGCCAGACGCUGAAGAGAAAUGCGAGGAGCUUCUGAACCAGCUGAAGGCUCCCAGAGAAUUUCUGCACUCAUUGGAGAGGGACAUGGUGCCCACAAAACUUCCAGACUUCAAGCACGUCGUGCCAGUCUCAGCCCUGAUGGGGGAAGGGAUCGAAGAGCUGAAGGUCUGCAUCAGGAAAUCUCUUGACGACAUUGCCAGUCAGGGCCAGGAAGAUGACCACAGAGAAAGACUCCGUAAUUUACAGGCGACAGAAUUAGUAUUCAGUGCCACGUCGUGCGAGCCCGCCCCAGCCGGGACGACUGGCAAGGCUAUAAAGUGAAUCUGGCUGAAUGAAACGUGACCGUUGCCGUUGA
Molecule: messenger RNA, 1287 nt
Organism: Ornithorhynchus anatinus (platypus)
Lineage: Eukaryota; Metazoa; Chordata; Mammalia; Monotremata; Ornithorhynchidae
Gene: GTPBP10
Product: GTP binding protein 10
Exons: 10
Coding region: 90-1253 (387 amino acids)
Cellular component (GO): mitochondrion
Molecular function (GO): GTP binding; GTPase activity
Source: RefSeq, a predicted model, not a curated record